CUCUAAAAUGUUUUUUAUGACAAAUAAAAUGUGCCACUUCAGCGGCAACUUGAAUAUUUAUUUGGGCACACCUAAACUACAAUUAAUUACAUAACGAAAGUGAUACCAAGUGGUUUAUUAAAAUAAAAAAAUUACAUGGUUUUCUCAUGAGAAAAUAAAAUGAGUGGUGCCUUUAGUGAAGCGCACGUAAAUAGUAUUUGUUAGACUUCAGUUUUAUUUGUUUAAAAGGUAGCUUCACAAAGAUGUACCAUUGUUGUUUACAUUAGGAUUUAUUGUUUUGGAUGAUAGAACCUCACAAUUGAGCAACAGACAAGAUGACUUUGCCCGAUCUUGUAGCUGGACUUUCGUCCAAUCCCUACUUUGGGGCCGGUUUUGGACUCUUUGGUGUGGGCGCCGCUGCUGCCAUAUUGCGCAAGGGCCUCCAGGGCGGAGUGAUACUGUUCCGGCGGCACUGCAUGAUUACCCUGGAGGUGCCGUGUCGGGACAAAUCCUAUCAGUGGCUGCUAAAAUGGAUUACGAUCAGAGGAGCGCGCAAAACGCAACACUUGAGCGUGGAGACGAACUUUGUGCAGAACGACAAUGGCACGAUCAAAACCAGCUAUGACUUCAUACCCAGCAUAGGCAAGCACCUGUUCCAGUACAAGGGCAAUUGGAUUCAGGUGGAGCGGACCAGGGAACAACAGACAUUGGACCUUCACAUGGGUGUUCCUUGGGAGACAGUGACGCUUACAGCGUUUGGUAACAAUAAGGGUAUAUAUUUCGAUAUCCUCGAAGAGGCUAGGCAGCUGGCUCUGGAGGCCACAGAGGGCAAAACCGUGCUGUACACAGCGAUGGGUGCGGAAUGGAGACCCUUUGGGCAUCCGCGCAGAAGGCGUCCCACUGGAUCGGUGGUGCUGGAUCGCGGAACUUCGCAGCGAAUCAUUGCCGACUGUCAGGACUUCAUUAAGAGCUCUCUGUGGUACACGCAGCGUGGAAUCCCCUACAGAAGAGGGUACCUUCUGUACGGGCCACCUGGUUGUGGCAAGUCUAGCUUCAUAACCGCCCUGGCGGGCGAACUGGAGUACAGUGUCUGCCUGCUAAACCUAUCCGAAAGAGGCCUCACCGACGAUCGACUCAAUCAUCUCCUGAAUGUUGCGCCAGAACAGAGUAUCAUUCUGCUGGAGGACAUCGACGCAGCAUUCGUCUCGCGCGAAGCUACUCCGCAGCAGAAAUCCGCCUUUGACGGCCUCAACAGGAUAACGUUCAGUGGACUCCUAAAUUGCUUGGACGGUGUGGGCUCCACGGAGGCCAGAAUUGUCUUCAUGACCACAAACUACAUUGACCGCCUGGAUCCCGCCUUAGUUCGUCCUGGUAGAAUCGAUUUAAAGGAAUACAUUGGCUAUUGUACGCAAUAUCAGUUGGAGGAGAUGUUCAAGAACUUCUUCGCCAGCAGUGACACCACAAAAGCCGAGGAGUUCGGAAAACGGGUGAAUUCCUUUGGACGCUCCGCAAGUCCGGCGCAAAUUCAAGGCUUUUUCAUGAAGCACAAACUGUCCUCGCCGCAAACUGUUAUUGAUUCUUGUGAAGAUAUCUGGGAAAAUGUUUUAGAUCAUAAUAAAAAGAUUAAUUGAAUGGU
Drosophila sechellia is the source of this 1615-nucleotide messenger RNA. RefSeq names its product mitochondrial chaperone BCS1 (gene Bcs1). The transcript has 2 exons. Gene Ontology annotation, molecular function: ATP hydrolysis activity; ATP binding. The record is from RefSeq and is a predicted model, not a curated record. NCBI's taxonomy places the organism in Eukaryota, Metazoa, Arthropoda, Insecta, Diptera, Drosophilidae. Bases 315 to 1610 code for a protein of 431 amino acids.